AAUAUAAAAACAGACAUAAAAUAGUCUUUGAUUUACAAAGUCUAUAGAAAUAUAAAAGAUCAUAAAUACAGAAUAAAAUUAAGUUCUGUCAUGGAAAACAAAGUUGAACUUCGAACCAACCGUUUGUAUAUGGAGUUCGAACCUUAUUGCAUUUGGCAUAAGAAGGAAGAUAAUGAUACUCUUGAUGUUCAUCUUGAAGGUUUCAAAAGGGAACAGCUGAAGGUUCGCGUCAACAAUGCAAGGAUGCUAACAAUCUCAGGAGAACGACCGUUGGACGACAACAACAAACAGAGUUUUUUUGGCAAACAAAUCAAACUGGGAGAACCACCAUUGCACGACAACAACAAGUGGAGUCGUUUUAGCAAACAAAUCCCACUGGCCGACAACAUCAACGUCAGCUACAUUAGUUCCAAGUUCAGCAGAGGGAUUCUCUCUGUUGUGAUGCCCAAGAAACCAGAGAUUCCCUCCAUGUCCAUUUCCCCGGGGUUCGAAGUAGUCAUCCAAAAGGAGACGGAGAAUGCGGGUGGUUGGAUGUUGAAGGAUAAAAAUAUGGGCGUGCUUGUGUUUUUGGUCCUGGGGUUUGGAAUUUAUGUGAAAUGUUUAUGUGGAUAGCCGUUUGAUAUUUGUGCUAUAUUGAAAAGUAGUUGGUGACAUGUGAAAAAUAGUGGGGUUCCAACUAUAUUUGGUGCAUAUGUGAAAUGUGCAAACAACCUUUUAUGAACAAAUGUUCGAGUGUUUUAUAUAUGUAAUCCUGUUCGGGUCACUAUAUCAAUCAAAUUUCCAUCAUGCAUGAA
Molecule: messenger RNA, 794 nt
Organism: Ziziphus jujuba (common jujube)
Lineage: Eukaryota; Viridiplantae; Streptophyta; Magnoliopsida; Rosales; Rhamnaceae
Product: 17.8 kDa class I heat shock protein
Exons: 2
Coding region: 91-612 (173 amino acids)
Biological process (GO): response to heat; response to hydrogen peroxide; protein folding
Source: RefSeq, a predicted model, not a curated record